Messenger RNA from Drosophila busckii, 1738 nucleotides. RefSeq names its product putative inorganic phosphate cotransporter. Gene Ontology annotation, biological process: monoatomic anion transport; transmembrane transport. Bases 64 to 1458 code for a protein of 464 amino acids. Gene Ontology annotation, molecular function: transmembrane transporter activity. Lineage: Eukaryota; Metazoa; Arthropoda; Insecta; Diptera; Drosophilidae. Gene Ontology annotation, cellular component: plasma membrane. The record is from RefSeq and is a predicted model, not a curated record. The transcript has 4 exons.
GCUACUUGACGCGUGCGGUACUCCAAACUAACUGACAUCCACAACUGAAAGUGCUGCUUGAAAAUGGUGAAAAAUCGUCGUUUCGCAGAUGAAAAUGCGUAUGGCACUCGUCAUCUGCAGAUCUUUCUGCUCUGCACUGGCCUCACCGUCGGCUUCGCCAUGCGCGUCAAUCUGUCCGUUGCUGUUGUCGCUAUGGCAGAUCUGCCUGAGUUUCAGUGGUCGGAGAAGAUCAAGGCCUUGGUACUCAGCAGCUUCUUCUGGGGCUACCUGUUUCCACAGCUGCCUGCAGGUCCUUUGGCUCGUAAAUACGGCGGCAAGGUGAUGAUACUCGCUGGUCUUGCCAUGUCUGCGGUUUUAAAUGUGCUGACGCCCAUGCUCGCCUACAUGGGCAAUUGGAAACUGAUUUGCGCAGUGAGAUUGCUUGAAGGACUCGGUCAAGGCGUGCUCUUUCCCUCGGUGCAUACUGUAAUCUCCGCUUGGGUACUGCCCAAGGAGCGUGCGUCUAUGGGCAACUUUACCUAUGCGGGAAAUCAGUUUGGCACUAUAGCUAUGCUGGCCUCCAGUGGACUGUUGGCCUCCAUAGGCGGUUGGCCACUAAUCUUCUAUGCCUCAGGCGGCGCUGGCUGCAUUUGGUCGGUGGUGUACUUCAUAUGGGGCGCUAGUUCGCCCAAGGACUCCAAGACCAUAACUGCAGAGGAGCGCGAGCUGAUUGAGAUGGCACAGGCCGGCGAGCGUUCGGAGAAUGCCGAGCAACCGCACAGUGGGCAGGCCACGCCUUGGAAGAGUUUAUUUACAUCAAGGGCAGUGCUGGCGCUCGUGGUGGUGCAAUCUUCAUAUGCGUAUGGGUAUUGGACCAUGUUGACGCAGAUUCCGAGCUACAUGAAGAAUGUCCUGGACAAGGACAUCAAGGCAAAUGCGCUGCUCUCUGCGCUGCCCUACACUGCCAUGUUGUGCUUCUGCUUCUUCUUUGCCUGGAUCUCGAAGCUCAUGCAGAACAAGGAUUCCAUUUCGCUGUCCUUCAAUCGCAAGUUCUUCAAUACGAUCGGCAUGUGGAUACCAAUGUGCCUGCUGAUUGGCCUCGGCUAUGUGCCCAAGGAUAACGAUACCCUUGCCGUUGUCCUGCUCACAUCCACCGUAGGCAUAACCGCUGCUACCCACGUGGGCUUCCUUAUCAAUCACAUCGAUCUGACGCCAAAUUUUGCCGGCAUUCUCAUGGGCAUCUGCAAUGCCGUUGCCAACGUCAUGAGUCUCCUGGCCCCACUGCUGGUUGGAGUUAUAGUAACAGAUAAGCAUGAUGCUUCCCAGUGGCGCUGGGUUUUUGUCAUUGCCGCCGGCGUCUACUUUACGGGCAAUAGUUUCUUCCUAAUCUUUGGUCGCACUAGUGUGCAAUCUUGGAACGAGCCACCCACCAAGCUGCGACGCAACUCUACGGCCGUACUGGAGGCGCACAAGGUUUAAGCAAAUGACUCUAUAGUUGUAUUCUAUUUUUAUAACGUUGUUUAAAGUAAAGCUCUUAAAUCAUAUUUUCAUGAACUUGACGAUCACGAGUGUAAGACGGCACUUUAUAAAAUUAAUUUACUGUGUCUUGUGUACACAUACAGUGAAUACAAAUUGCCAUUGCCAUUGCCAUUGAUAGCUAAGCUUCCCACCAGUUAAAUAAAAAGCUUUGGCUAGUUAUAGCAAACAGUAUGGCAUAAUUUUGGGGCAAGAUUAAGUAAACACUUGAAAUCAAAAAUAU